CUUAAAGCACAAGGGGUAGAUGCUGACCAAUAGGAGAGCAGGACCUUAUGGGGUGACUAGCAUCAGGAACCAAUGGGAGAGCGGGAGGAUGGUGGCGAGUUUACUCAGUUGGCGGCGCGGGAGUUUUAAAAUUGUUCUCGGUGGUCCGGGCGAAUCUCGGGACUUUACAGCAACAACCUUUCGUAUCUUGAAAACUUUUCGUAUGUAGAGCAGUAAAAUUUUUCGCAUUGGCUUUCGUAUCUUGAGUUUUUCGUAAGUAGAGCCUUUCGUAUCUCGAGGUACUACUGUACUAUUUCCUCACCUUGUAUUUAAGGUUGUUGAGUUUUUGGGAAGCUUGGGGGUACAUGUACCCAAAGUACCCGCCAGUUUUAUGUAUGGUUAUGGGUAUCAUAUGGUUUUUUAUUGUAGGUGAUGGUGUUGUGUUGUUUUAUCUGGUCUUCGCGGAGGGCAGGAGCAAAAUUAUUGAAUUUUUGUCAAUCAGUGGUGUACUUCCAUGGUUGCAAAAUCCGACCAUUAGUAGGGACGACCCUGGUCAUUACUGCCACAUCUCCGACAUGUGAUCAGAGCUCCGACCAUAGGCAGUAUCUAUCUGCAGCUGCUCUCUCACAAAGUAAAGAUGGAUGUUGCAGCUUAACGAAUUGACAAUAGUUAGCUCAGCAGUACCGGGUAUUCCCAAAAGUGGGUGGGACCUGUAUCACCUACAAAACCGAUGGCAGCGCUGCUGCUGCCACCAGGAAAUUUGAAUUUUCGACUGCCAGGAGCAGCUUUGAAAUGCUACGAAUGCAGUGAUAGCUGUAACAUUAUUGCUUGUGAUGGCAGCUGUGUGAACAUCAUCACCAGAAAAAAUGAUGAGGUGGUGGCACACCAAUCCCAUUGUUGGCCAGAAAAAGAAGAAAAAAAAUGUGUAACAAGUGACAUUAAAGGAGUUAUAACAGAAAAUUGUUACUGCAACACAGAUGGAUGCAAUGCUGGCUCCAUCACAAGCUUGUUUGGAUUGCUGCUUUUGGUGCCUCUUAUUAUUCAUUGUUGUUCAUUUUUUUGGCUGGUUUAAAUGUUUAGCAAACUAUAUAGGAUUUAUAUAGUUUCUUUCUUACCGCACUAAAAAGUAUCUGUGACACAUCUCGGAAAUUAUUUCUUCACUUUGACAUAAUUUUUGUACCAUUUUAAAUUAGCCGUUACAUGGAGGAUUAUAUAUAUGAAAAUGUGCGCAUUUUUAUGUAGAAUACAACAAAACAAUACUCAUGAUUGUAGCUUUUAUCAGUUUUGAGAUAUUUUCAUAUAAAUAACGAUAAGUGCCAAAAUUUCAACCUUUGGUCAACUUUGACUCUACCGAAAUGGUCGAAAAACGCAAUUGUAAGCUAAAACUCUUAUAUUUUAGUAAUAUUCAAUCAUUUACCUAAUUGUAUUAAAAUCACGCUGUGCAAAAAACGGUAAAAGCUAACGAGUUUCUUUUUUUUUUCGUUGUAUUGUACACUAAAUUGCAAUCAUUUUGAUAUAUAAUACAUUGUAAAACAAUAAAAGCAACACCGGAAAAAUAUUAUCACAAAAUGAUGUACGAAUUCGUAACACGCGGACGUAAAUUUUUUUUUUUUUUUUUCAAAAAUUCACCGUAAAUCUAAAUAUUGUUCUAGAGACUUCCAAUUUGUUUCAAAAUGAAUACAAAUUAUUAAAUAUUACGCUACUGUAAGAGUUUUAUCUUACAAUUGCGUUUUUCGACCAUUUCGGUAGAGUCAAAGUUGACCGAACGUGGUUUUUUUCUAUUUAUCGUGAUUUAUAUGCAAAUAUUUCGAAAAUGAGAAAAGCUACAACCUUCAAAUAUUUUUCCUUUUAUUUUACAUGAAAUUGCGCACAUUUUCAUAUAUAAAACUCUAUGAAAUUUCUAAUAUGAAAAGGAGCAAAUUUUCCGAGAAUUCGAUGUACGCAAUUCAGAGAUUUAUGGCGGAGAAUCCGCGCGCGGAGGGAAGGAAAGUUUUUUUUUAUAAAUUCACCAUAAAUCGAAAUAUUGUGCUAGAGACUUCCAAUUUGUUGCAAAAUGAAGGUAAAUGAUUGAAUAUUACAUAAAUAUUAGAGUUUUAGCUUACAAUUGCGUUUUUCGACCAUUUCGGUAGAGUCAAAGUUGACCGAACGUGGUUUUUUUUCUAUUUAUCGUGAUUUAUAUGCAAAUAUUUCGAAAAUGAGAAAAGCUACAACCUUCAAUUAUUUUUUGUUGUAUUCUACAUAAAAUUGCGCACAUUUUCAUAUAUAAAACUUAUGUAACGGCUAAUUUAAAAUGGUGCAAACAUUACCACAAUCGCACGUAUGAUUUUUUCGGAAGAGUUACCGCGCGGACGUAAGGAAAAUGUUAUUUUUUUCAUAAAUUCACCAUAAAUCGAAAUAUUGUGCUAGAGACUUCCAAUUUGUUACAAAAUGAAGGUAAAUGAUUGAAUAUUACUAAAAUAUAAGAGUUUUAGCUUACAAUUGCGUUUUUCGACCAUUUCGGUAGUCAAAAUUGACAGAAGGUUGAAAAUUUGUCACUUAUCAUUGUUUAUAUGAAAAUAUUUCAAAACUGACAAAAGCUACAACCAUGGGUUGAUUUUAGUUGUAUUGUGCAUGAAAUUGCGCACAUUUCCAUAUAUAAAACUUAAUGUAACGGCUAAUUUUAAAAUGGUGCAAACAUUUUUUUCGGAAGAGUUACCGCGCGGACGUAAAGAAAAAGUUUUUUCAUAAAUUCACCAUAAAUUGAAAUAUUGUGCUAGAGACUUCCAAUUUGUUGCAAAAUUAAGGUAAAUAGUUGAAUAUUACUACAAUAUAAGCGUUUUAGCUUACAAUUGCGUUUUCGACCAUUUCGGUUGAGUCAAAGUUGACCGAAGGUUGAAAUUUUGGCACUUAUCGUUAUUUAUAUGAAAAUAUUUCAAAACUGAUAAAAGUUACAAUCAUGAGUAUUUUAUUGUUGUAUUCUAAAUGAAAUUGCACACAUUUUCAUAUAUAAUACUUCAUGUAACGGAUAAUUCAAAACGGUGCAAAAAUUAUGUCAAAGUGACGAAUUAAUUUUUGAGAUGUGUCACAGAUACUUUUUAGUGCGAUAAGAAAGAAAUUCGCACUUGCGCGCCUGCGUAACGAUUGUAAACAAAACAACGCCUUGAUCUGUGAACUCCCAGCAUCCCCCAAGGCGCGUGAUUCAAAAGUUUUCGGCUGGUAGGCCUAUAAGUAUUUUUCUGCAAAUUUUUAAAAAAACUUUUUUGAGCCGAUGUAUGGUACGUCCAUUCGGAAAUCGGGGGAGAUUUUGACUCGACGUUCAAUACGUCCAUUCGGCGUUUAAGGGUUAACAUUGUUAAAAUGAGGGUAAAAGAGUUUUAGAAUGAGUGUAAAAUUUAAAUGUGAAGAUUGAAUCGGAUAUCCAAACUUGUGAUUAUUAUUUCAAAUUUUCCCAUGUGUGUAUCUGUUUUCAUGUGAACAAUGUUUAAUUCUUUACAAGUUUGGAUUUGGUAAAAUUUCAUACAUACAUAUAUCCAUUUUUGUGUUAUAUGUUUUUGCAUUCACAAUUUGUUUGAUUUCCUUAGGUGUUUCUUAGUGAUUUAAGAUUUCAUACUUGAUUUAAUUAAAGAUUUGUGAAUUAAUUUGCAUUUACUUAAAUUUCUUUUCAGUUCUUAAUUAUUCUUUACAGUUUGAAUUUUACUUGAUCAAUUGAAUCAUUUUUUGUAUUGAAUUUAAAAAUAACUUUUUGUAUUAAAAAUUUGUAUAACA
This is a messenger RNA of Macrobrachium nipponense, 3723 nucleotides long. RefSeq lists its product as uncharacterized. The coding region runs from base 710 to 1051 and encodes 113 amino acids. The record is from RefSeq and is a predicted model, not a curated record. Lineage: Eukaryota; Metazoa; Arthropoda; Malacostraca; Decapoda; Palaemonidae. The transcript is spliced from 4 exons.